AUGAACGAACUGUUGCGAUCGCAGCUACGAGUGGGAGUGAACCCGGACCCGGACAACCUGUCCGUACUGUUGGCAUGGCUGUCGAGGAUAGUUCGCGGAGGUUACACCACUUCCAACGAGAAGCGUGUGAAGUUGAUGGAGCUUGCGAAGAAGUACAAGUUUUACGUCAUCGCGGACGAGGCGUACCAGCUCCUCAACUUCGAGCCAUCUGCCGUCAAGCCCCUCUUCUAUCACGACGACAAGGAUGAUCCGCGUGUCUUCUCCAUUGGGACCUUCUCGAAGCUGAUUGGUCCCGGCACGAAGAUCGCGAAGAGCGAAAAGGCAGCACCAACGAGAGGCUGGCCAAAGAAGGUGCAUGUUGGAGUGCCAUUCAAACAUGGUUCUCCUCCAGCCCAGCGGAGAGCGGCAAGUUUCGCUUUUUGCGAAUCGGCGUCUGCAACACUGACCUCGCGGGACAAGGUUGGCUGGGUGCAGGCAUAUCCUCAGCUGCUGAAGCCCCUUGCGGGUGUUGGCUUUAUCGAUAGCGGCAACAACCCUGUGAUCUUCUCCUCCAUGAACCUGCUACACUUCGUGGAGUCUGGUGCUCUUGCGAAACACAUAGACAUGGUCUCAAAGGAUUUGGGUGAGAGGUGUAAGUUUAUCUGCAAGAAGCUCCGAGACGUGGGCUUGGAGGUUUACGAGCCCAAGGGUGGCUACUUCGUUUGGGUCAAGUCCAAGGGCAAGAUGACCGGACGAAGUGGUGAGGCGAUGGCCAUCAACAAGGACAACUUCCAGGACUACAUGCGGCUUUGCUUCUGUUGGCUGACCAAGGAGCAGGUUGAGGAGGGUAUCGAGUACUUGCGGCAGUGA
Molecule: messenger RNA, 849 nt
Organism: Symbiodinium sp. CCMP2456
Lineage: Eukaryota; Dinophyceae; Suessiales; Symbiodiniaceae
Source: the annotation of a GenBank genome assembly